Saprolegnia diclina VS20 is the source of this 1169-nucleotide messenger RNA. RefSeq lists its product as hypothetical. Lineage: Eukaryota; Oomycota; Saprolegniomycetes; Saprolegniales; Saprolegniaceae. Bases 35 to 1057 code for a protein of 340 amino acids. The record is from RefSeq and is a predicted model, not a curated record. The transcript has 2 exons.
CAGGAACACCGCUUGAGGCGACGAAGGCUGACGGAUGCAGCGCCGCUACAGCGGAGCAAACGCGGCCGAGCUCCUAGCCUCGGAGACGUCUUCGGGCCGCAGCCGACGGAACUCUGCGUCAGUAGCAGCGCCAUUUUCCAGGGCGCGGACGUCCUGGACGUCGCGUGCGAUCCGCGCCGCCAUCUCGAUGCUCUUGACCUUCUUCUUGCUCAUGGAGGUGAGCUACCACCGCGGCUGCGCAGUGAGCGACGCGUACUCGAGAGCAACGUCACAGAUCGGCGAGGUCACGCUCUCGGUGCUCACUGACUUGGGCACGACGCACUGGCUCGCCUUCGGCUCGCUCACCGAAGCGCUCUUGGCUGCGAAGAAGCCCGCCGUGUCGUUGGAGCCGAGCGUGCUCGCCGCCGCCCAAGCCGCGAAGGAGAUGGGCCGGCCCAGUGGCAUUGACUACCACGUCUCGUCGGUCGAAGUCGCCAUCGAGAUGGUCCACCUCGAGUCGACCGCCUUUUGGAACAUUGUGACGGGCCUUGAAGCCAAGGGCAUGCACGUCAUGUACGACCCGCACCGGCGGCUCAUGCAGGUCUACGCGCGUAUCGAAAACCCCGCGCCGUCGUGGUCCGAGAAGGCGUUUCCAGGCUCUGAGCCUCAUACGUAUGGACCUGGCUUGCCCCACGCCAAUCUCUGGUUUCUCGAGCUCCAGAACGACGAGUACUCGACGCCCGAGCAUGUGCCAGAGCGCACGUUUGCGGCGUCGGACAUCAUGCCCCUGCGGGAAACGACCUUCCUCGGACGACCGGUCGCCGUGCCGCACCGCAGCCAGCGCGUCGCGAUGCAGGAGCACGCGGUGACGCUCGCCGAAGGCGCCAAGAUCAAGACGCGUGCGCAGUGUCUUGACGAGUGGAUGGUCGGCGUCGCGUUCUACGAAGCGUCGCUCGACCGCCUCACGUGGUGGGUCGUCAGCGUCAUCGUUUUUGUGCCCAUGUACGUUGGCGUCAAGCAAGUCGUGAGCUGGGUCCAUGCCUCCAAGAUGUAUUUGGAGCAGGACCACAAAGUGUAGACCCGAUGCAGUCCGCCGCUCGCUAGACAAGUAUACCAGCGCCUAGGCAGCUUGUACUAUUCAUCGAUUCGUCUCUACGCGUCGUCGUCGUCGUCAUUGAGGAGCAGCAGCU